AUGGAGGUGGAUCAGGAAGUCGAGGCCAGCGAAGCCGAGAAGAAGAUGUUCGAAGAUCUUCUAGAAAAGGCGCAGAGCUUUGAGGCCAGCGAUGUGGCAAAGGCCAAAGAGGCCUACAAGGCCAUCAUCUUCAAACAGGACGUCGAGGAUCCCAACGCUAAGUACAGGGAGAAGGCCAUCUAUGCCUUGGGCGACCUCCUCGUCGCCAAGAAGUUGCCCCAAGACAUCUCCAGCUUGAGCAAGGACCUGCGCCCACUGUUCACGGAGCUGCCGAAGGCAAAAACUGCAAAGAUCGUGCGGCAUCUCAUUGACCUGCUGGCGAAGACGGAGAAUUCUCAGGCGCUGCAAAUAGAGAUGUGCAAGGACUGCAUCGAAUGGUGUAAAGGCGAGAAGCGAACUUUCCUGCGCCACCGAGUCGAAACAAGAUUGGCUGGGCUGUAUUUGGCAGAGCUGAAAUACCAAGACUCUUUGGAGUUGCUGACGAAGCUCCUAUCCGAAGUCAAGAAGCUCGAUGAUAAGCUGCUGCUUGUUGAGAUCCACACUAUCGAGUGUCGGGUCCACUACGCGGUGCAAAACAUGCCGAAGGCGAAAGCUGCCCUGACGGCUGCCAAGACAAAUGCCAAUGCCAUCCACUGCCCGCCAUUGCUGCAGGCUGAUAUCGACCUUCUGUCUGGCAUUAUCGCCGCAAGGGAGAAGGACUACAGGACUGCCUUUUCCUACUUCUACGAGGGCUUUGAGGCCUUCCACCAGUCCAAUUCGACUGCCAAGGCCCGCAAAGGAUUGAAGUACAUGCUGCUCUCCAAGAUCAUGUCGAAUCAGCCGAAGGAGACCAGCACCAUCAUCAGCAGCAAGUCAGGUCUGCAGUAUGUGGGUCCUGAGAUUGAUGCCAUGGCUGCCGUCGCCAGCGCACAUGAGGCCCGAUCUCUCAAGAAAUUCGAAGCAGUUCUCGAGCAGCACAAGCAUCAGCUGUCCGAGGACCCUAUCAUUCAGUUCCACCUCUCAGAUCUCAAUGAGACGCUUCUGGAGCAGAACAUCCUUAGGAUACUGGAGCCGUUUAGCCGAGUCGAGAUCAGCCAUGUGGCCGAGCUCAUCGAGCUCCCUUUGGCACGAACCCAGGCGAAGCUCAGUGAGAUGAUUCUGGACCAGAAGCUGAACGGCACCCUCGACCAAGGUGUUGGUGUUCUUAUCGUCUACGACGAGGAGCAGGUCAGCUCCACGUACGAGAACUCACUGAAGACGAUCAAGAACACGGCAGAGGUCUUGGACACGCUCUACACUCAAGCGAAGCAGCUUGCAUAG
This is a messenger RNA of Symbiodinium sp. CCMP2592, 1299 nucleotides long. The record is from the annotation of a GenBank genome assembly. Lineage: Eukaryota; Dinophyceae; Suessiales; Symbiodiniaceae.